Molecule: messenger RNA, 668 nt
Organism: Stereum hirsutum FP-91666 SS1
Lineage: Eukaryota; Fungi; Basidiomycota; Agaricomycetes; Russulales; Stereaceae
Product: DUF1077-domain-containing protein
Exons: 4
Coding region: 62-583 (173 amino acids)
Biological process (GO): protein folding in endoplasmic reticulum
Cellular component (GO): EMC complex
Source: RefSeq, a predicted model, not a curated record
GAAGUUCAACGCCCACUAGCCAUACCUCACAUCGUCAUAUAAUCUACAGAGUUCUCUAACCAUGUCAGUAACCUUGGACUACAGCUCGCUAGAGGCCACGAAAUGGCGUACUCUUCCCAAACCUCCUGGUUUCACUGGGACUCUUACGACUACCAAGUCGUCGUCCAAAGCUCCAGAUAGCUCGAAGGCCGCGUCAUAUGAGGCCCUGAAAUCGAGUCGAGCUUGGGACUUCGCCAUCUCGCCAGCGAAGUCUCUUCCGAUGCAGGCAUUCAUGCUCUACAUGUCAGGAGGAGGAGUCCAAAUCUUCAGCAUGGGGAUUGUAUUCAUGCUCCUCCUGUCACCAUUCAAGAAUGUUGCAGCGAUCAACACCGCUUUCGCACAAUUUGCUCCAGGAACAGCACCCUCGAACGCGAAGUCACUCACCACCCUUCCACUACAAAAGCUCGUCUACAUCGCGUGCAAUGUCCUCACACUUGCCCUAGGGCUUUGGAAAUGUCGGUCAAUGGGACUACUGCCCACGGGCACAGCGGAUUGGCUCGCAUUCGAGAGUAGAGGGACAGCGCCGGAGAUGAUGCUUUUGUAGAGGGUUGAACGGUUUAUAGAGCAGAGGGUCUUUGCACUGCUGGGUCUAGGUGUGUACGAGUUUUGGUAUCAGUUUAUAUAUAUCU